AUAAUCAAAAAUCAAAUUGCCAUUUGACACUUAAGUUAGUUUUUUUAAUUUUGAUUUCGACGUGCUAUCAUCACACAAUUCAAGAUGAAAUUUUUCCAACUUUUGUGUUUGGUUGGUGUCCUGGGAUUAUGUAGUGCUUAUCCUUCAAGAUACAGAUUGUAUCCUCGAAGUUAUAUGCUGGGUGGUUCUGUCUAUUCCAAUCCAAGGUAUGUAAGGGAGGGAUAUGACUAUGUUGCUCCAGGCCAAAUGACAGCGAUGGUUAUUGGAGACACCGUUGCCACCAAUUCGUAUUCUGGUACACCGUAUAGUCAUCCAUCGCCAGUCGUACCAGUUUCAGUCGAAUCACAACCUGAGAUUCAAGAUGAGCAAGUAUCGGAACAGGUGACUGAAAAACAGCAACCCCUUUUAAUUGCCGUACAAGAACCAGAAUCCAUAAACGAGACCGAAAAUGAAAGUCCUUUACAAAAUGAACAAGAAACAUUGUUUACUUUGGAAGAAGGAACCACCGAAGUCCCUAUAGUAACAACCACUACUAGAGUUCCAGCAAAAGCUCCUGGUAGAAAAAUAAAAACAGGAAAAGCUAGAAAACCUACUACAACAACUGCAGCUCCAGUAGCUAACGAAGAAGAGGAUGAAGAAGAAGAAUCUGGAGUUCCUGCCAACUGGCCAUUCGGAAAUACAGGAAGGGGAGGUAUUCCAGCCUAUAACGCCUUUUUCCCUAUUUUCAUCGGAGGUAGCUCACCAUCCGGACGAUCCCGAACGCGUUCUGCAAAUGCCGAAGACGCUGGUGGAUAUCCUGGAUCUGCCACGGCAAUUGCCAACUCGUUUUCCACCGGCAAAGGCGGCGUUGCCACAUCCCAUGCUACAUCGUUCGGCGAUCCCUAUGCCGCAACUAUGUUGAGGAAUGCCGGCCUGUUCAAUUUCAGAACGAAGGCUGUUAAGAAGCAUGCUAUUUUAGAAGAUGAGUGAUUUUGAAUGCGUUUUUGUGUAUUAAAUUUAGAUAUUAUGAAAAAAUCGUUUUUUUAAGUUUAACAGAAGUUAAAAUAUAUGCGUUUAGUAUAUAAUGUAAAUUACCAGGUAAUGCAACCAAAAAAUAUAUCAAAUUUUGUAUUGUACAAAAUAUAGUAAUAUAAAUUUAAUAAAGAAUUAUACACUGA
This is a messenger RNA of Sitophilus oryzae (rice weevil), 1157 nucleotides long. RefSeq lists its product as uncharacterized. Lineage: Eukaryota; Metazoa; Arthropoda; Insecta; Coleoptera; Curculionidae. Bases 85 to 969 code for a protein of 294 amino acids. The record is from RefSeq and is a predicted model, not a curated record. The transcript has 5 exons.